Molecule: messenger RNA, 2054 nt
Organism: Saccostrea cuccullata (small rock oyster)
Lineage: Eukaryota; Metazoa; Mollusca; Bivalvia; Ostreida; Ostreidae
Exons: 2
Coding region: 31-1929 (632 amino acids)
Source: RefSeq, a predicted model, not a curated record
UAAUGGGGGUUUCUGUACUAUUUAUAAAUUAUGAAACUAUUCAUACCUGUAAAAAUGGACUCCAUUAGAAGCCCAGAAAUUAAGAUGGCCACAGCACGAAUAUCAGAGUCAGUGUUUGUGCGACUGUGUCAUAUAUUUGGGACCUCAAAACUUGUGGCCAUGAGGAGAGAUACGAUGGACAUCAGUGAUAUAGUGAGAAAUCAAGUAAGAAGAAGUGAUGAAAUCAGUUUGAUGGUGAGUGGAAGUUAUAAAGAAGGAUUCAGAUUAGUAACAACAGAUAUAGACGUUAUGACCUGGCUAAACAAUCACCGUGUGGUCUGGGAAUUAUCGCAGUCGAAGUAUUACAAUACAAACAGACAAACAUUGAUCCUUUGUGACUGUUCUGAUUGUCCACCAGGAUUUACUUUGUUAUAUAUACUUUCGUCAGGAAUGGACAAAAUUCUGCAGGAAGCCUGUGUAAGAAUGAAUAACAGACAUUAUAUAUCUAGUUCUAUAUACAGACAUGUCAUGUGUUCUGCAUUAUUACCAAAUUCCUUUCCACAUGGACCCUGUGCCAGUGGAAUUGUUGGAAAAACAGAAUAUGAUUCUGCUUACUGUUUUGCUAGUGACUUUUGGCCUCCAUCUGCCUCCUCGUGGAUAGACAGAUGUCAUUCAUGGCCCAAGCCUCAUAUCGUUGAAGAUAUAGUAAAAAAUGGAUGUCAUUUUGUAGCAAUUGGCCCUAAGCUAGGAAUACAUGAUAACAAUGAAUGGAGAAUUUCUUUCUCUAGAGCAGAAUAUAAACUAGUCUGCGCAAUGACUCACUGUCAAUUCUUAACAUACGGCUUACUUAAAUUGUUUUUAAAAGAAAUAAUUAAUAGUGGAGUAGGUGGGGAUACUAUACUACUGUGUUCCUAUUACAUGAAGACAGCAAUUUUUUGGGUGAUUCAACAAAAUACAUUACAACAUUGGUGUCCACAAAAUCUCCUGGAGUGUUUUUGGGUCUGUUUUAAACUCAUCCUCAAAUGGGUGUAUGAGGGGGUCUGUCCUAACUUUUUCAUUCCAGAUAACAACAUGUUUCUUGGUAGAGUUCAUGGUGAAGCACAACAGAAAAUAUUUUUUAGACUAUAUGACUUUUAUGAGAAGGGGUUUUCAAUCCUGCUACAGAGCCCCUCUAUUAGAUCUUGUCUUAUAUAUAUCCUCCAUAACCCAAGAAUCUCCAUUUGUACAAAUGAACACACUCUGCUUUCUGAGGCUGAGUUUGAUGCAAACCUAUUUAGUGAAAUGCAACACCUUGACAUUGCAAACAAUGUUGACAUACAAAGCUGCAUGAUGUCUCUACAUACAAUAGAACAGAUGAUAGGUUUACUUUCCAUUACACACUAUCAAAUCCUGGUGCUACAACAACGUACAGCCGAAAUCCUUCAAAAAACAGCUUUUAUAUUACACAUGGAAACUUACACACUUAAAAACAAAUUGAAAUAUAGAUCUGACAAAAUGUCCUGUCAAAUGCUGAAACUAUCAGCCAAGUUCGGUUUUAUUUCAGACAUGCUGUACAUAGCCAUGUAUUAUUACAAGACACUUAGAUACAAAGAGGCUUUAUCUAUUAUAGAGAUGAUCAAGGACAAAUUAGCAAAACCAUAUGUGAUGUGUAUGAAUUAUGUAGAUAGAGAAAAGUAUACUGAGGCUGUAGGAGGACAGUCUUGGUUUACAAAGAUGAGACAGGCUGUAGCAUGGAAUAUCAGACUUAACCAUGAAAUCCAUUACAUCGAUGAACUGAUACCAGAACAACAGUUUGCUUUACAGAACAAUAGAUAUACGUUACUUGUUCCUCCAUCUAUACUGUUAGACAUAAUAGAGAACUUGUGCCACAGACAUGUAGACACAGUGAGGGCGCAAACAGCUCUAGAUGAUCUACAGACCCUAAUCACUAUGAUCAGAGACAAAUUAUAGAUUUACCUUUCAGAGAUAUCGACAGAUUCUGGGGAUCUGUCAACACUUGACAGGGAAUCUCCAGACUACACUAUACUUAUAUCAACAAUCUCUCAGACAAGACCCAUUCCACAACAUACUGAGAG